AUGGAUGAUCUUCCCCCGUUGCCAUCAUACGACGAUCCAUCAAAGUGGCUGAAGAAAAUUAAGCAGCAACGCCUCAAAGGAGGGAAGACAUUGCGGACAUUGUGUCGGCUGCUCAGCACGGAGAUCAGAACGAUGAUGACCUGGUCGGCCACCACCGCUGUCGUGGAUUUUGUGGCUCCGUAUGCAAUGCUGCGGCUACUCGCCUUUCUGGAAGAGCCGGAUGAUGCCAUUGUUAAGCCGAUCCUUUGGGUGUCGCUGCUGUUUAUUGGACCAAUGACACGCUCCCUUUGCUAUCAGCAGUAUAUAUUCACGGCCACUCGGCUUCUUGUGCGGGUUAACAUCUCGCUUGUCCAAGAGAUCUACGAGACGGCGAUGAAGUCAUACAUCUACGACGACUCCGUGGACCUUCAAAAGACAAGCGGGUACUUGAAGUGUCAAAGCGCGAAAUCUUCCAAACGAGCCCUAAAGUCGAGCCAGGCAAACCUGACCAGUUUGAUGUCGUACGAUGUGGAUGCUAUAUACAAUUCUCGGGACAUCUUUUACGUGGCUACGGCAAGUCCGAUCGCCACCACGCUGGCGCUUGUUUUCCUCUAUCGAAUGCUCGGAUGGCCGUCUGUAUUUGGCGUCCUCGCACUACUAUUGCUCACCCCUCUACCGGCUAUGGCAUCUCGCAGGGUGUCCCGUAUCCAGCAGUCUGUAAUGCGCGCGACCGAUGUGCGUUUGGCCAAAAUAUCGGAGUACUUGGGUUCGAUACGCACCCUGAAAUACUUUGGUUGGGAGCAUGCCGCUAUGGACUCGAUCAACGAAGUCCGCAGUGUUGAACAACGGCGUCUUUGGAGACGUAGCGUCUACGCUGCAGCGAUUUCAAUGGCUGGUGAUCUACUCCCGAUGGUGAGCCUGCUGGUCAUGUUUUCGAUCUUCGUGCUGUUCACAGGCCUCCCGCUGCGAGCUCCUGUCGCGUUCACGUCUCUUUCUAUCAUGGAGACCCUGCGAUCUCAAUUUGUGUGGCUUUCCAACGUCAGUCGGUACUCCGCGCAGGGUGCUGAGUCGCUUCGUCGGAUAGACCGGUUUUUCGACUCUGCGGGAGAAAUCAAGCGACACCCAGAGGGACCGCUGGAGAUGAAGAAUGCCACUUUUCGACGUACCCCAAUCGCCGCUUUCAGGCUGCAGGACGUGUCUCUCUGCUUCAAGCAACGGGCACUCAACGUGGUCACCGGUCCGACCGGGUGUGGAAAGACUUCCUUGCUUUUGUCCUUGCUGGGCGAAACAGUCUUAGAAUCGGGCUCUGCCACCUGCCCGCGAGACGUGGCCUAUGUGCCACAGGCGCCCUGGUUGCAGAAUGACACGGUCCGUAACAACAUCACGUUUUAUAGUGCAUUCGAUGAAGCGCGGUAUAAUGCUGUUGUCGAAGCAAGUGGUCUUGCGCAGGAUCUGCGACAAUUACCUGCUGGUGACUUGACCUUGGUGGGAGAAAAGGGAACGUCUCUGUCUGGAGGGCAGAAGCAGCGAGUGUCUCUAGCGCGAGCGCUGUACUCGCCUUCUUCUACGCUGCUGCUGGAUGAUAUCUUCUCUGCUCUUGACACGCAUACCAGCACAUUGGUAUUCGAGAAAUGCUUCCGAGGCGGUCUCCUCUCUGAUCGCACAGUAGUCCUGGUCACUCAUUAUCCACCUGCCUUUCAAGAAGCCGACUUGGUGAUUCGCAUGGAGCAUGGUAGAGUGCUGCCCGUCCCGGCGUUACCGAAUGUCCAACAAGCCCUAAGGCAAUCCUCCGGCUAUACCACCCCGGGGACAGAGACCGAUUCCAGCAGUUUGGCAAAUCCAGAAACUAUUGACCAUUGUGAUUCACCAGUGGACCCAUCGGCCACCAUCCCACCUGCGAUAUACGAGCGACAACCAGCCACAGGAGGGAGUAUUGUAAAGGAAACAUCGGCUACGGGGCGCGUGCCUCGCACUCUCUUCUUCCAGUACAUGCGGCUAUUCGGUGGGCCAUUCUAUGCACCUAUCGCUGUUCUGGCAACCGUUUCGGUCCAGUUAGCAUACUUCGCCAUCACUUAUUGGCUGUCCCUCUGGACAGGUUCAUAUGAGAAAUACGAAAGACCCGACACGAUGUUCUACCUUGCUAUUUAUGCUGCCUUGAUUAUCCUCUUUCUCAUUAUGCAGGUUACCAACAAUCUCAUCUACCAGUAUGGGAGCUGGGUUGCAGCGAAGAAGAUGCACAAACAGCUUGUCACCGCGGUCCUUUCGGCUCCCAUCUCCUGGUUCGACGACAACCCCAUCGGUCGAGCCAUCAACCGUUUCGGGAACGACACACGGUCCAUGGACACGAUUAUUAUUGACUGGCUGCGCAUGUCGAUCGACAAUGGAUUGCGGUUUCUUCUCCGCAUUGCCAGCGUCGCAUCCAUCAUGCCUAUCUUUGCACUCCCCGCCGCCAUCGUCUGCUCUGCCGGGUUCGCCAUUGGCGAGAUGUAUACCCGAGCGCAGGUCUCCAUCAAGCGUCUUUGCUCAAUAAAUUACUCCCCAGUAUUCUCCCACUUUACGGACUCUUUAGCUGGCCUCAGCGUCAUCCGCGCCAGAGCGGGCAUGGGCAUUGUCUUUCAGCGGCUUCUCGCCGAGAAGUUAGCUGUGCAUGCUCGCUCCGCUGAGGCCCAGUAUAACUGCAACCGAUGGGUGUCUGUGCGAUCCGACUUGUGCGCCGCCACCGUCGCCGCGGCAGCCGGAUAUGUUGCAUUCCUCUGGCCUGGGUCUGCGGGCCUCGUCGGAUUCUCGUUGACCAACGCUAUUGGCCUGAGUCAAACAAUCCUCACGCUUGUGCGCACCACAAACGAGCUCGAGGUCGAGCUGAACUGCUUCCAACGCAUGCGCGAGUAUGCCGACAUCGCGCCGGAGGAACAGCUCUCCGAGGAGAAGCGCGCCAAAGCCGCCGCUGCCCUCCCUGCUAGCUGGCCCAUUGCCGGCCGCGUCGAGUUCCACGACGUCGUCGCCCGCUAUCACGAGGGCGGACCCGACGUCCUCCGCGGCGUGUCUUUUGUCGCGAAUCCGGGCGAACGCAUUGCUAUCGUUGGUCGCACGGGGAGCGGCAAAAGCACGCUAGGCCUGUCGCUGCUUCGAUUUGUGGACAUCGUCCGCGGCCGCAUCACCAUCGACGGCGUCGAUAUCUCUCAGGUGCUUCUGAACCGACUCCGCACCAGCGUGACCCUCAUUCCGCAGGAGCCGGUGCUCUUUUCCGGCGAUGUCCAUUCCAACCUCGACCCUUUCGGCGAAGCCAGCGAGUCUGAGCUGCGCUCUGCCCUGGCGGCAUGUACUUCCAUCCAAGUCCCGGAAGGGAGCACGGCCGCAGUAAACCAUAAUCACAGUAGCCCUCCCGCAGGCCAGCACAACGGCCACAACACAAACAAGUCUUCCCGUGCGCUUACACUGGAUACACCUGUCGCUGCGAAUGGAGAGAACUUCAGCCAAGGUCAACGGCAGGUCCUCAGUCUUGCGCGGGCUAUGUGUCGUCGCUCGAAGGUCGUACUCCUCGACGAGGCGACCGCCUCGGUCGACCACGAGACGGAUAUGCACAUGCAGCGGGUCCUGCGGUCGAUGUUCCCCGACUGCACUAUUAUUGCGAUUGCGCAUCGUCUGCGCACGAUCAUGGACUAUGAUCGCGUGCUGGUCAUGGCGGAUGGGGAGAUUGUCGAGUGA
Aspergillus terreus NIH2624 is the source of this 3684-nucleotide messenger RNA. Its product is annotated as putative ABC multidrug transporter. NCBI's taxonomy places the organism in Eukaryota, Fungi, Ascomycota, Eurotiomycetes, Eurotiales, Aspergillaceae. Gene Ontology annotation, biological process: transmembrane transport. The record is from RefSeq and is a predicted model, not a curated record. Gene Ontology annotation, cellular component: fungal-type vacuole; membrane. The transcript has 2 exons. Gene Ontology annotation, molecular function: ATP hydrolysis activity; ABC-type peptide transporter activity; ATP binding. Bases 1 to 3684 code for a protein of 1227 amino acids.